AUGGCAGCUAAACGGUUUUUUGAUGAUUCCGACAAUGAUCCCGUCCUCCCGGCCAACCUCCAGCAAAAACGCGUCAAAACAUCCAAACUGUCCUUUGCUUCUGUGAUCAAAGAAGUACUUACGCUGAAUUUCAUGGAGAACUUAAGUUCAACCUUGGAGCCAAUGAUUCGUAGAGUGGUGCAUGAAGAGGUGGAGGAUGCAAUAAGGCGCAACCAACGAUCUCUAACACGAACUCCUUCGUUGCGAAUUCAAGGCGCCAUUGAUGAACCACCAAGCUUCCAACUUGUUUUCUCUCAAAAACUCGCACUCCCUAUAUUCACCGGAACAAAGAUUCUGGAUUCCGACAACCGGCAUCUUCAAAUCCUCCUUAUUGACCCGACCACUUCUUGCCGAACCUCUCUUCCUUACCCUAUCAAAAUCGAAAUCGUUGUCUUGGACGGAGAUUUCCCUCCGGGAGGAGACCUUGACCGUUGGAAUAUCCGGGAAUUCGACGAGAAUGUUUUGAGGGAAAGGGCUGGAAAGAGGCCGUUGUUGGCCGGUGAGUUGUGCGUUACCAUGAGGGAUGGAUUGUGUACAUUUGGGGAGCUUGAAUUUACGGAUAACUCGUCGUGGAUUCGGAGCCGGAAGUUCCGGCUAGGGGCUAGGGUGGUUCACGGCAGUAGUAGUGGCGGCGGCGGUGGUGGUGAUUCUCAAGUUCGGAUUCGUCCGGCUAUGACUGAAGAAGCCUUUAUUGUCAAAGAUCACCGGGGAGAAUUAUACAAAAAGCAUUAUCCCCCGGCACUUCACGAUGAAGUGUGGCGCCUAGAGAAAAUAGGGAAAGGUGGAGCUUUCCACCGAAAACUCUCGGCACAAGGCAUCCGUACCGUCCAGGAUUUCUUGAAGCUCAGCGUUGUUGACCCUCUUAAACUCAAAAAGAUUCUGGGAAUUAAUAUGUCGGAGAAAAUGUGGGAAGUUACGCUAAAACAUGCGUGGACUUGUGAGAAGGGGACCAAGAUGUACAUAUCUCGGGGACCCAACUUCGAAAUCUUUCUUAAUCCUGUUUGUCAAGUCAUUAAGGCGGUGAUCAAUGGGCAAGUUUAUGCCACCCGUGACCUAAAUAUGGUGCUUAAGACAUUUAUUCAGAGGUUAGUUAAGGAUGCCUAUGCAAAUUGGUCAACUCUGGAUGAGGUGGAUGGCCAUGUAAAUGAGACUGCAUUGCUCUCCAUGGGUGAUCAAUUUGUGGGUCAACCAUACCCUAUUCGACAUGGGGCACUCUUAACUGAUGGGUCAAAUUCAGUUAAUCCAAAUCAAACCAAUGGUCAUAGUAAUUGUCAACAAGUGGAGUACAACAAUGACGAAUGGGAUAUUAACUGUAGUUAUCUUUGCAACACCCCCAUUGAACCCACCGGUCGUUACUUCCCUGAAGCUUCUCCCGAGGAUGACUUGCCUUAA
Oldenlandia corymbosa var. corymbosa is the source of this 1431-nucleotide messenger RNA. The record is from the annotation of a GenBank genome assembly. Lineage: Eukaryota; Viridiplantae; Streptophyta; Magnoliopsida; Gentianales; Rubiaceae.